Molecule: messenger RNA, 677 nt
Organism: Lepus europaeus (European hare)
Lineage: Eukaryota; Metazoa; Chordata; Mammalia; Lagomorpha; Leporidae
Gene: CHLSN
Product: chromosome unknown C7orf50 homolog
Exons: 4
Coding region: 16-471 (151 amino acids)
Source: RefSeq, a predicted model, not a curated record
GGAACAUUCAGGACCAUGGAGUGCCAGGCUGUGGACGCCGCCCUGUCCCCGGAGGAGCAGAGGGUCCUGCAAAGGAAGCUGAAGAAGGAGCGGAAGAAGGCACAGAAGCAGCAGCUGCGGGCCGCGGGGCGCACGGCCCAGGACGCGGGGGCCCGGCCCUCGGGGGCGCGGCUGGCCCUGGACUACCUCUGUGGAUGGGCCCAGAAGCACGCGAGCUGGAGGUUCCAGAAGACGCGGCAGACGUGGCUCCUGCUGCACAUGUUCGAGGAGGACAAGGUCCCUGACGAGCACUUCCCCACCCUGCUGGCCUACCUGGAGGGGCUGAAGGGCAGGGCCCGCGAGCUGACCGUGCAGAAGGCCGAAGCCCUGAUGCGGGAGCUGGAUGCGGCGGGCGGUCAGGACAGCCCCCUGGACGCCGCCCCCCGAGGGAAGACGCAGCGCCUGCGGCAGGUGCUGCAGCUGCUGUCCUAGGCGGGGAGGGCGGGCCCGGGGCUUGGGAGCUGUCAAGCCACGCCCCUCUACACCCCGCCCCCCACCCUCUUCAGUGGCUGCCUGAGGGUGAGCCGGGUGCUGGGGUGCUGCGGCGGCGGCUGUCCUGGGCAGAGCUGGGGCGUGGGUGCCCUCAGGACUGUGUUCCUACUUGCAAUAAACGCUGUGGCCCCGCGAGGCCGAGUCCC